AUGCAAUAGAAUCCUUUAUAACUAUUAUUGAGUUUAUUAGCUGCCAGAGAGGAAGUUAUAUUUAUGAUCAGAGUAAUUGGUCAUUAGAUGCAUGAAGAUUGUAGAAAUAAACUAGGAACAUUAAGAGAAAUAUAAGAUGAAAUCAUCAGAGGAGAACAAAAAAGGGAAAAUUUAGAACAUUAUUUAUUUUAGAAUUUGAAUGAAGGAUAUCGCAAACUAUUUCUUCCUAAAAUAAUUUAGAAAUAUACCAAAAUAACUUAAUAUUAUUUAGUCAAAACUCAGGUAUUUAUUUUUGAAUGAAGUAAUAGAUAUACUUUCCAAAUUAAGGAUAGGUAAUUUGUUAGGAAGUAAUAAAUUAACCAAACUUAAGGAAUUCCAUCUCACAUAUUCUUUAAGAAUCACUUAUAACCAUACUGAAAUUUAUUUGUAAUCUCUAAAAACAAAAACUAAAGCACGAACUUGCUCAAAUGUUCAAUUAUGAAUAGUAUAAACCUAUUUAAAAUCAAGAGAGGACCGUUGUAAUAGAAAUGAAAAGUUCUAUUCUGAACCACUCAUCCUAGGAGUAAUCGGAUUACGUUAUUUGAAUGAAUUGCAUAAAAAAUACUGUUAUUCUGUAUGUAAACAUAAUAAUCGAAAUGUUUAUGAUGUUCUUUUUUUAGAUGAUAAUACAAAACAAUUAUAUCUAUAUGGAGGAGGUAAAAAUUAAAUAAUAUAAUUAGGAUUUUCUAGUCUUAUUAGUAGCAUAACAAAAUUAAAAGAUAAAUCUGUUGAUAACACUUAAUCAGUGUAUAUACCAAUUGAAAGCACACUUGAAAUAAUUACAUAGAGAUAUGAAAAAUUACUAAAAGAAAUUAUGGAUUAAAACUAUCAUGUUCAAAAAUCUGUAAAUAAGUAUUAUGAUUAAUACAAAAAAUAUAAAAUGAAGCCUUUGUUAAUAAAGGGUUAUGUUACUCCAAAAAAACAAGGAUAAGAUUUUAAAUCUUAACGAAUUUAAAAAAGAUCAAUUGAAUCUGGUCCUAUGUUGAGUGAUAUGGGAAGAUAUUCUGAACCUAUUAGUAGAAAUCCAUUAACUUAAGAUUCUUUAAAUUCAGUAAGAUCAAAACAAGCAAAGUGUAGAACAUAAAAAUAAAGCGAUAUUAUUCUAAGUGGAUUUAUAUCACCAAAAUAAUAAACUAUAGUCAGAAAACAUAGAAGUUUAAAAAAUUAUGAUCCAUCUUUAUUGAAACCAACGAUCUUAUAAAAUUUUUAUGAUUCUAAUAUAAGGAUUAAUCAAAACACUAAAAAACCAAGUUGA
Molecule: messenger RNA, 1294 nt
Organism: Paramecium pentaurelia
Lineage: Eukaryota; Ciliophora; Oligohymenophorea; Peniculida; Parameciidae
Source: the annotation of a GenBank genome assembly